Molecule: messenger RNA, 849 nt
Organism: Sinocyclocheilus rhinocerous
Lineage: Eukaryota; Metazoa; Chordata; Actinopteri; Cypriniformes; Cyprinidae
Product: autophagy-related protein 16-1-like
Exons: 6
Coding region: 9-647 (212 amino acids)
Source: RefSeq, a predicted model, not a curated record
CACAGAUCAUGGAGUCCUGGAAGAGUCACGUGCGGGCAGAGCUGUUUCACAGAGACUGCAGGCAGAGAGAUCCUUUCUCUGGCCUGUUUGACAAAGUGUCCAGGCUGGAGGAGAUGCUGACCUUUCACACGAAACUCAGUUCCAAAGAUAAUGGAAGCUCUAGAUGCCCCGAUGAAGGAGGCACCCUUUAUUUGAGAGUGAAUGAGAUGGAAUUUCUUAAUCAACAGCUCAAGCAGAAAAUCUCAGAUCUGACUGGCAAUAUAUACCUGAAGGAGGCAGAGUUACAAUACUGUCACUCACAAGUUGCCCGCUACAGGACCGAAGCGGUUGUAUUGGCCCAGGGGGCUUCCAGUCUGAAGGCUGAUCUAGAGGAAUAUGAGGAUCAGCUGGAGUGUCAAUCAAAGGAACUGACAGCACUGAGACUGGAGCACAGCUCACUCAGAGAGGAGCUGACGGCCGCAAACCUCCAGAACGAGCAGCUCCUCGACCGCUGGUUAGAGGAGAAGAAAGAGGAGGCUGAGAGGAUUAAUAAAUAUAAUGCAACACAAGAAAGAUGGCAACGUUUGGCAGAUCGACUGAAGAAGCGGUAUCGAGUCAGAUCUCGCGCAGCGUGUGCAGCCGACAAACCGACAGAAUCCAAAACUUAGCGACCUCCUUCUUAUGACUUGAUUAUCUAUGAAUGUUAAUUUGAUGUUUUUGGCAAUUUUUCUAUGCUUUUGGAGCUUAUUUCACACACACACGAACGAUAGUAAGUACACUUGAGAGCAAACACACUGAAUUUUCUUCCUGUUAAUAUUCUUAACAUCCAUAUUUAAUAACACAGUGACACAGCCAUGUUGUAUUUCUAUU